AUGGAGCUACGAUUGUCGUCCGACUGCGUCGCCGCACGCUUCCUCCUCCUGAUCCUCGUGACUCUGUCCUCCUCACAGGUGCCCUCGCCCUUGCACUCGCAGCGAAACGCCGGAGGAGGGGGAAACGUGCCGCGCGGUCACCGCACACCGCUGCCGGGCAUAUUCCUCUCCAAUGUGCGUUCACUGUCCAACAAAAUUGAUGAACUCCAGCUGCUGAUGGGGAAACGCCGAGACUGCGCCACAUCUGCAGUUUUGUGUUUCACGGAGACGUGGUUAUGUGGAUCGAUACCGGAUUCUGCGCUGCAGCUGGCAGGCUUCCAACUCUUCAGAGCGGAUCGUAACACGGAACUCUCCGGCAAGACUAAAGGUGGUGGAAUCUGUUUUUACACCAACAGUGGCUGGUGUAACGCUGUGACAGUGAUUCAGCAGCACUGCUCUCCUGAUCUGGAAACUUUUUUCAUCAACUGCAAACCCCUUUACUCGCCCCGUGAGUUCGCCUCAUUCAUUCUGGUCGGUGUUUACAUCACACCGCAGGCCAACGUGCAGGACGCACAGCGCACGCUCGCCGACCAGAUACUGCGUGUGGAGCGGACAUACCCGGACUCUUUAGUUAUUGUCCUCGGCGACUUUAACAAAGGUAACGUCACCCAUGAACUCCCAAAAUACAGACAACUUAUAAAAUGUCCGACCAGAGAGGACAAUAUUCUGGAUCACUGUUACACCACUAUCAGCAACGCUUAUCACGCCGUCCCCCGCACUGCACUGGGCCACUCUGACCACGUCAUGGUCCAUCUGAUUCCUGCAUACAGACAGAAACUCAAACUCUGUAAACCGGCUGUGAGGACAUCAAAGCAGUGGAGCAGUGAGGCUGUGGAGGAUCUUCAGGCGUGUUUGGAGACUACUGAUUGGGAUGUUUUCAGGACUGCCACCACCAGUCUGGAUGAGUACACAGGGACUGUGACUUCAUAUAUCAGUUUCUGUGAGGACUGCUGCAUACAAUCACGCACCAGGGUAAGCUACAACAACGACAAACCCUGGUUCAGUCCUAAAAUCAGACAGCUGAGGCUUCAGAAGGAAGAGGCAUUCAGGAGCGGGGACAGGGACAGGUUUAAGGAGUCAAAGUACAGGUUUAGUAAGGCGGUGAGGGACGCUAAACGGCUGUACUCUGAGAAUCUCAAAAAACAGUUCUCAGCCAACGACUCUGCGUCUGUCUGGAAGGGGCUCAGGCAGAUCACCAACUACAAACCUAAACCCCCCCACUCUGUCAACGACCUGCGUCUGGCAAACGAGCUGAACGACUUCUAUUGCAGAUUUGAAAGACAAUGGGACAGUCCUAACACCAACACCAUCCCCCGCCACCACCAGCCCCUGCCCUCCUGCAGCCCCACCCCCACCUCAGCAGGGGCCUGCCCCCACCCUCAACUGCCCACAUUGAAGGACCCCCUUCCAGUUCUCCACAACAGCCAACGGCGCUCCUUCAAAACACCAAAGGAGGCAAUGACAUUCAUUCAUAACCUGGUUCCCAAGUGUGAGAGCGGACCAGAAGAUGGACACUCAGUCAUUUUCAGUGCGACGUCUUUAGAGGUUCAAGGCUGGAGCUGUGCGUCCCAGACUCUGGAGGUCCGGUUGGGGGAAGACGUCACUCUGAUGUGCUCCAACAUCUCUGAAUCUUUAGCAUUCAUAGACUGGUUCAGAGUGACCAAAGGAGCUCAGCCCAGCUCUCUGCAUGACGGACAGUCGGUAACGGAGCUGGAGAUUACGGCUUCAGAUCUGAACUACUCGGCUCUAAAUUUCCAGGCCGAAGCAAAUCGGAGGUCCCGGCCUGCGUUAAGGAGACAACCAGACCCGCAUGUCGUCUCGGGUCUCAGCAGAAGACUUUCUCAGGAAGAGAGUCGAGUGGUCCGCUGCGGCUGGGCCCUGUUGGAGGCGGAGAGCCAGUUUUUGCAGAACAGCACACAGAACGUCCUGAUGAUCUCUUCCUCUGUUAAAGAUCAUGGACUCUCUGCUGAGGACGCCACCAUAACGAACUUGUAUCUGGUGUAG
Molecule: messenger RNA, 2043 nt
Organism: Menidia menidia (Atlantic silverside)
Lineage: Eukaryota; Metazoa; Chordata; Actinopteri; Atheriniformes; Atherinopsidae
Source: the annotation of a GenBank genome assembly